This is a messenger RNA of Uranotaenia lowii, 5811 nucleotides long. RefSeq lists its product as uncharacterized. The transcript has 6 exons. The record is from RefSeq and is a predicted model, not a curated record. Lineage: Eukaryota; Metazoa; Arthropoda; Insecta; Diptera; Culicidae. Gene Ontology annotation, cellular component: endoplasmic reticulum membrane; endoplasmic reticulum.
AAAAUUGUUCGUUCACUAAAUUCAAAAUAUUUGCUUACUCGCGGCCCUCCUCAGUUAGCAUACUAGCAUUUUCGUGUGUAUACUAUACUAGUAGUGUUCCAACUCGCCGGGCAAGAGGUUUAAGGAGAAAAUUUCUCUAGACCGAGUAUUUCUGCCGUUAAGUGGAUUUUAAGAUGAUCGCAGCACCACGAAGGAUCAUCGAUACGUGACGUGACGUGACGGUUUGCCAAGCUCUUUCGAUUUUCCAGCGAGGACGUCGUCGUCGUCUUCGAAAGGUUUAAACUGGACAUUGACGAAAAGUGAAACGAUGUGUGAAAAACAAUGCUGCACAUUUGGGAAAACUCGCUCGUCGUAAGUGUUUCGGGAAACAACAGGCGUUGACAAAGUUAUUCUCGACGCCCUUUCAACGAUAAUGAAACCAUAAUAUGAACAACCCGAAUGGCGAAAAUACACUGAGUAACGAUCGAAAAAAAAGUAGUGGAAGAGCGAAGAUAGCCAAGAGUAAAAAUGUAUGUGACUCUCGAUCUUCAGCCGGUGGGACUAGUGGGUUACAGUCGUUUUUCCGUUGGUUCCGCAAGGAUGAUCAUCGGCUCAAAGACCCGGACCUCGACUUCGCAGAGCCCACACCGAAACAGCCGGUGGAUGUUGGAUCCUGUUCCAGCCGAGGCAAAGGUGUAAUCAAACGCGGAGAUGCUACACCGGAUGCUGUGAGUCAAACGCAAAGCAAUGGUACACACAGUUCAUCACCGAGCCCUAGUCCAGUGAUAGACUGCAAUAACUUGUCAAAAAGUUCCAGCUGUGAUAGUAUUUUAAGCACGGCGACUACGGGAUUCGCAUUUGUACCUCCGAAUCGCUACGAAGCCAUCGGUGGCCUGCAGCUGAAUGAACGUGUAAUCAACCCUGGCCCUUACACCGACAGCUAUAAACGGCGCGUGAGGCAGCUUGAUCGUACACGAGAGAUAGACAAGAAGUACGAACUAACCCUACGUAAAAAGUAUAACCUAUUUGCAAGCUUGCAAAAACAUGUUGCAGAAAAAGACGCUACAUUAACGCGCAAUAAUCAAAAAUCGAUAUAUACUGAUCUCAGUUUACCAACUGCUACAAAAACCGCUUCGGAAAGUGUCAAUUCCGCAGAUCGAGAGGAAUUUCCAGAACCUGAAAAUCGAAGACACAGAAGAACAGUGAGCGAUUCUUCCAAAGACAAGAAAGCGGGAGCUUACGUACACGUGAGAGGCAAAAGAAGAGCACCACCUCCUCCCCCACUUAAUUUUGACACAAAUACUGCAACACUCACUCGGCAGAACUCGACGUCCAACUACGGAACAUUAUCUCCCGGAUCAACACUUUCGCGCAAGAAAAGACCUGCGCCUCCUCCACCAGCCUCUCCCAAAUCACCCACGCUGAACGAAGCGAUAUCCAAUACAAGUUUGCUAGAGGAUAGAGAGAUAAAAGCCAUCAUCGAAGGCAUGCCGAUGCCAAGAACUCCUGAACUAAUAUUACCCCUCAGAACAACUCCCCUGCCUGGAAUUUCAGAAGAAAGAACUCCUGGUGGUUUGACCGAAGAACAAAAACAACAACUUAUCGAUAACAUUCGAAAGAUUAAGCCUCCAUCCGAUGACACGGACCCACCAACACCCACAAAUGCACCUCCCACGAACUGCAUGCUUACCAACUACGAUGUCAUGAAGUUGGAAGAAAACUUCAUCAAUACCAAUGGAACGAGAUCGCCAAUACAUGAUUUUUUGUACAGCGAAGCUGUAGCAAACAGUUCCAAGCCAGGAAUUCCAACAUCUCCGAUAUCUCCCAGGCCGUGGUAUAAGCGUCCAAUAUCCGGUGUAAGACAGCAAGAAAGUUCCCUACCCUUCAAAAAAGAUAUCAUUCUGAAAACUAUCGACAAACGAAAAGGUAAAACCAAAGAAAAGGAUGAUUUACCAGAGGUGGGAUACUGUCGAAAUUCACUAGUCGAAACCACAUCUAGCAAUACUGGGAGCGGCCCAAGAUUCAACCUCUUCUCGAAGCUCACCGAAAAAUCAGACGACAUCAAACGCCGUGAAAGAGACAGUGAAAAACGAAAAUCGGGCAUUGGUAUACCAAACAUCAGCGAACUAGACCGAGAAGCUGCAGAAAUUAUAACGAAAGAGCAUGCACAAAAACAAAUCGUGCAAGAACAAAAAAUCGAAAUGUAUUUCACUGCACCCGAGCAACUUGUCAAAAGAAGCAGGUCCUUCCAAAAUACAGAAGAAGUUCAGGAACAACUGGACGUGAACAGUUGCAAACCAAAAUCAACGAAAGAAUUGAUUACCAAGUUUGAAAGUUCAAAGCUGAAACCAAACACUACGACGGUUGUUGUCUCUCACGUUCCAAAAAGGGAUUAUUUCGGAAACGUUCACAACAAGGAGGCAGAACCGUCACCAACAUCUCCGGUACUAUUGAGGAAAGAGAUUCCUUCUCAACUCCCCAGUCUUACAAAGACUUCAAGUGAUAAAAAUUUACUUGGUUUAUGGUCCUGUCCUUAUUGCACUCUGGAAAAUCCGAACUGGCGAAUCAUAUGUGAGGCAUGUGAGCGUAUUAAACCAUACGAGAAACUAAGCAUCCUAGAAGAACCGCCGUUAAGGCCGAACCAUCCCUUGAAGAAACCUCUGCCUGAGCUCAAACCUCAACCACAGACUAUCACUCAGCAAGAAUGGGAUAAAAAGACUGAACGUGUGCUGAAAUAUUUCAUGCCAAAGACUAAUCCCACCGUAAACAAUACUUCGGGUAUACAAGGUACUCCAGAGGCACCGAAGAAAUCCUUUGGUCAGGCAAAAAUGUUGGCCUCCCCGAAAAUGGGUGUUAAAAGUUUAAUGAACCGUAUUUCUCCGGAAAAAAUUAACGGACUCAAACACUACUCAAACGCUUUUCUACAAACAAUUCCGGCCACCAAUCAAUUUGAUGAUGAGAAGCUCAAAGAGACCUCGAUUAAAGUUCCUAGCUCCGACGUUUCAUUAACUGCAACGGAUACGGCAAAAACUGACGCUGAAGGUGUUAAUUUGGAUGAGGUCCGGAAUGCUCGAUUAGCUAGAUUUAGUGCCAAUCUUGAAGUUCAUAACGAAGAUGACGCGACACCUAUUCCACAGCCUAAGCAGAUGGUUAAUGUCAAAGACAUGGAUGAAGAAGCUUUGGAAAAAGAGAAAGAACGACUUCGUGAGAUGAUUCGUGCUAUGAACGCAAAAGCGUUGGCGGAUAAGUAUCCGGUUCUUCAGAAGCCACCCAGCAGUAGUGGCCCUACUAAACGAGAAUCUCCUCAAGUUCAACGAAGGAACGGAUUCAUAUCUGCCAUUCCCGUUAGUACAAAGAGCCCCAAUCCUAUACGGAAGUUCAGUCCGACCAUGGCCCGCCGACCAUCACCAAACUUCGUCGAAGAGCAUGCACCAGGUGUCGCAGAGCCGUACAAGCUAGGAGCGAUCAAGAAAACGGUUGUUCGUAAACGAGAAGAGCCUAAACAAAUCAACAAAAUUAAUGAAACAAAGAUUAUCAACAGGGAGGUGAAGUUUCCUGCCCUUGUAUUACCAGAAACGGUCGCUGAAUUCAGUGAAGCCAAGCUUGUUCUUACAAACGACACAGAAAAACUGCGAUAUGAAGCAAUGGACGAAAAACAAUUUCAAACACAUUUCGCCCAGAACAAAACACGAGACCUAGGGGAACCACUCAGUGACCAGCAGAGCGAAAAAGUGCGACAAAUCUCUAACCAACUGCGCUCAGUUCAGGGUGUUGAAAAUUUCAAGCGAACUCUCAAAUACGCUGGCUCUUCCAUUAAUCGAUCCAAUACGUUGGCGAUCAACAAACUGCUGAGAAAUUUGGAGUUUGCUAUAGCGGAAGGAGCACACGAUCGGGCAGCAAAUUUAGCCGUAGAUCUAGCCAAAAUGAAAGUUUCUUUAAUCGAAGCUUUCUUCCGGUAUCCCAUGGAUUUCAGCUACUUCAUUCAAAACUUUUCGGCUAUUGCCUACAACUGAGACAUUAAACCGGGUCGUUUGUCGUUUGCCGGUCGGCCAUUCGGAUUGAACAUUGCGCUCAACUACCGUGACGCCAGCGGAAAUCAGUUUUCCGAAGACGUCUUCAAUGAAACCGUUUCGAUUAUCGAAAUCGAUGAGGGUCUGGAUGGGGAAACGUUCUUCCUGUACGUGUUCCUGGCGGCUGUUGUAGUUUUGUUGCUGGUGCUCGGCCAACAAUUCCUGGAUCGUAUGGCAAGCGUAAACGCUCCCCAGCUGCCCGUGGAAACCGGAACCACAAGUACCAAGGAUGUGGACUAUGAAUGGAUUCCACAAGAAACACUCAAGAGGAUUCAAAAUUCUCCCAAGGGCGACAAAGUGUCCCCGAAGCAAAGCCCACGACAGCGGAAGGCAAAGCGAGCUGACAGUGCCGAUGAUUGAAUCAACGACUUGGAGAACUCAUUGCUUUGAGAAGAGUAGCUAUCGUUAACAAAGCAUAAAACAGAGACACAAAUAUGUAGAAUGCCCAUCACCAUCAUCAACACAAAAAGCACAAUCGGCGUGGAACGAUAAUUCUGGCAUUAUUUUCCGGAAAGUCGUUUGACCGAAUAGUUAGUUGGCAUAACAAAUUAUAAUGAAAAAAAUUUGUAUUAUGCGAAAGGUCACAUUAUGCUAGAUAACCGUUACGUGAAAUAACCCUAAAGUCAAAACGGGACGAGCCAGAUUAUUUCCAUUGGCAAACAUGAGUGAUGAGUCCGGUGCGUGACUGCACUCGUUUUUGUGAAGGACAUUUAUGAACGAUUUAGUCAAAAUGAGUUGAAAACAUCGGAAACUUCCUAUUAGAAACAUCCACAUAAAACAACGUUGUAGUUUAUUUUUGUUGUCAUAACGUACCAAUUGUCGCAAUUUGCAAUCAUUUUGUUAAGGAAGAUUUUUUUGAUCUUUAUAAUCAGAACAAACAUGAUUUUUGUACUGGUAGGAAUGAAUCGGAGUUCCGACGCAGCAGGAAAUUGAGCGGUUCGAUGAUAGAAGCGCAUGAAUGGAUAGAAAUGAGAUGCGAUUAUAGAAAUGAUCCGAAAGCUUAUCCAAUGGAUCUCGACUUCUAAGGUCUAUCGCACUAGUUUGCCUUGGGUUACCUUAUCACCUACACCUUGAAGACGAUGCUCUCACUUAGCUGUUUGUGGUAGAAGGAUGCAAACGAAUAGAAGAGACGAUAUUGAAUCCGGAUGAAAUCGUCAAAUCCGCUCGCUGUUGAACUAAAGAUGUAGCCAUGCUUGGUGUCAAAAUCAAGUAGAAGCCAUUGUGUGCCAAAUAUUUACUAGAAGAAAUUCAUCAGAUAAUCGACGGCGGAGAGUAUCCCGUACAAUCAACAGCAGAACAAGAAGAAGAAGAGAGUAUCCCAAUGGACACAUGUCUGUCACUGGGGAUGUUUGGCCAUCUCUCAGUCGAUCUUAUGGGUUCCAGUUUUGAUAGUAAGCGUUCGAUACAGCAUUUUAAGGUGGUCUGCCGAAAGUUGAGUCAUGGAAAGAUCUUUUUCUAGCUUAUGCCGAAAUCGAAUGACAAGAGUUUUUCAAAAGUUAGUUAAAUCUCGAGAUGGAAUGCUGCGGACGAAAGCUUGUAAAGACGAAGCAACUCAUAUUACAGGUCCCAUUGAAAAUGUCCAGGUAAAAUGUCGCUGAAUGAUAUUAUUUCAAAUCCAGCUCGAAAUCGAGUAGAGGCAAAGUCUCUUGAGCACCACCACCGGACAAACAUUCGGAACAUACGACUGGAAGUGCGGAAUAUAAUAUGAAAUUGAAAUUCUUCGAUACAAAAAUUUACAAAUAAAAUAAAUGUGUUAAAUAAG